Molecule: messenger RNA, 1332 nt
Organism: Diversispora eburnea
Lineage: Eukaryota; Fungi; Glomeromycota; Glomeromycetes; Diversisporales; Diversisporaceae
Source: the annotation of a GenBank genome assembly
AUGAUCUUGCCACCAGUUCAACAUGGCGCGACUGUUCUUAAUCGAGAAUUUUUUCGACAUUUAUUCAAUCAACCAAAACUAAGAAAUGUUGUUGAAGAUCCUGAAUCAAAGUCAACUAAAAUAAUUUUAUUGAAUCCUAAAUUUAAUAGUUUAGAAGUUAAUGAAUUAAUUAAUAAAGAAGGACUUGAUGUAAUUCAUCAUUCAAUUGAAUUGAAUUAUGAUUACUGGGAUGAAAUACUCAAAGCUAUUUUACCCGAGGAAGUUGAAUCCCCAUCAUCGUUUACUCAAGUUGGUCACAUUGCCCAUAUGAAUUUACGUGAUGAAUUUCUUCCUUGGAAAUAUAUUAUUGGACAAGUGAUUCUUGAUAAAAAUCCCAAGAUUACUACAGUUGUCAAUAAAACUGAUAUAAUUGAUUCAACUUAUCGAUGUUUCAAUAUGGAGAUAUUAGGAGGUGAAAAUAAUUUGAUGGCUGAAGUGAAAGAAAGUAAUUGUAGAUUCCGAUUUGACUUUUCCCAAGUAUAUUGGAAUUCGAGAUUAAAUACUGAACAUGAACGAUUAAUUAAAAUGUUUAAAAAAGGGAAUUAUAUUUGUGAUGUUUUUGCGGGUGUUGGACCAUUUGCAAUUCCUGCUGCUAAAAAAGGAUGCAUUGUAUAUGCAAAUGAUUUGAAUCCCGCUUCUUAUAAAUAUUUAGCAGAAAAUAUAUCUUUAAAUAAGGCGAAUGAUAAAAUUUAUCCUUAUAAUUUAGAUGGAAGACAUUUUAUUAAAAAAGCAGUACAAGAUUUAGAAAUCACGUUUAAUAAUUCUAAUGAGAAGAAUGAAAAGAAUGUGACUGUUACUGUUGCUGAUUCCACUUGUUUAGAGACUUCAACAAUCAAUUUUCAAACUUUUGAUCAUUUCAUUAUGAAUUUACCGGCAACUGCUAUAGAAUUUUUGGAUUCAUUUAGAGGUUUAUAUAAAGGGAAAGAAUCUUUAUUUGAAGCUUCAUCAAUGGAUUUACCAAUGAUUCAUUGUCAUUGUUUCUCAAAGAGUGAGACACCCGAAAAAGAACUAUUAGAAGAUUCAUUAUCACCUGAAUCUUAUAAAAUUCAUUUCGUUAGACAAGUAGCACCAAACAAAAAUAUGUUUUGUUUUAGUUUUCGAUUAAGUAGAGCUGUUGCUUUUUCCCAGGAAAGCUGUAAACGUAAACAGGAUGAAGUAGAUAUUUCAUCACAAAUAGAUAAUAAUAAGAAUAAUGAUAAAAAAGAUGGCAAAGAUAAUAACAAUGAAUUAUUAUUAUUAAAUCAAGUACCAUCAACUAAAAAGAUUAAAUUAAAAGACGAAAAAAAUAAUUAA